Sphaeroforma arctica JP610 is the source of this 463-nucleotide messenger RNA. RefSeq lists its product as hypothetical. The transcript is spliced from 2 exons. Lineage: Eukaryota; Ichthyosporea; Ichthyophonida. The record is from RefSeq and is a predicted model, not a curated record. The annotation marks the transcript as partial.
GCACAGAGUGAGACAGGAAUUGUCAUUAAUCUGCUGAUCAAUCUCCUACCGCGUGCACUUGGUGGUGGUGGGGGUGUAGCGGGAAAAGGUCAGCAAAUCGACAAAUGGGCUGUCAUAGGCGUGUGUAUAGUUCUGGAAACUAUCACAUACCGAUUACUGAAGUUCUUUUUGCCUGAUCCGGGCAUGGUGCACCGGCUGUUCUCUAUGCUGACCAAGAUUUUGGGCCAGACGUCGAGCUACAAGAUGUAUCAGCUGGCGGAAACAUGCCUGCUGAAGCUCAGUCUGAGUUGUAAAAGACACCAUCUUCUGCACUUUCUGAGUCAUCUGGACACCUCCUCCAAGGCAAAUGAGAGUAUGAUGCAAUUACCAGUCUGCGUGCGGCGUUCAGUGGUGCUAAUGUAUUCUCGAAUGCUCAGCUUCCCUUCAACUAUGCUGUGUGAACAAGGGCCGCUCAAUGCCACGG